UCUUCUGGACUCCACUGCAGCCAGAGAUGAGCCUGGAGAAAGCAGAGGAGACAAGAGCUUGAGGUUCACUUGGUGAAAAAGGACAACCUGAGACACCGUGCCAGAUACGCCCAUUUGAUCUCGAGAUGGCUGAGGAGGAUCUCCGGGGUUCGAGCACCCCUUUCUCACUCUCCUUUUCGGGCAGUGGCUUUCUCGCCCUGUACCAGGUUGGGGUAGUGCAGUCCCUCCUGGAGCUGGCUCCUGAACUCCUCAAGUCUGCAUGUAAGGUCUACGGGUCAUCUGCUGGUUCGAUCAUCGCCGCUGCCGUGGUGUGUGGCAUCAGCCUUGAUGACCUAAAGGAAUUUUUCUUUGCCAUGGCAAAAGAAGUCAGGAAAACCAUCCUGGGCCCUCUCUCUCCCAAGUGCAGCUUGCUGGCCAAUAUCAAGACUGUUUUGCAGCGGAUGCUACCAGAGGACUCCUACCAGCUGGCUUCAGGGCGGCUGCACAUCUCGCUGACACGGGUGAUGGAUGGCCAGAACGUCAUGGCCUCUGAGUUCAACUCAAAGGAGGAGCUCAUCCAGGCUCUGCUCUGCAGCUGCUUUCUUCCUAUCUACUGUGGAUUCAUCCCUCCAUCCUACCGAGGUGUGAUCUUCAAUGGCAGCAUCCAGAUCUCAAUAGAAAACCUCUGCAGGAUUAGUUAUGCUCUCUUUCCACCUAGCACCUUGGUCUUGAAUGACAUUUUCUCCCAAGGGUACCAGGACACUGCCCUUUUCUUGUACAGGAACAAUGCUUUUGGCUUUAACUACUUCGACGGCAAUUUCCGCUUCGCCAGCAUGUGCGGGAAGAACGACUUUGCACAACCCAAGAGGACAUUCACCGGCCUAUUCAAAAGAGCUGAAGAAGCUGUGGGGGCUGCUGGAAGGUAUGAGCACCGUGACAAAAUGGUUCCAGAAGCUCCUCCAAACCAUGGUGCCUGGUUUGCCUAA
Molecule: messenger RNA, 965 nt
Organism: Balearica regulorum gibbericeps (East African grey crowned-crane)
Lineage: Eukaryota; Metazoa; Chordata; Aves; Gruiformes; Gruidae
Source: RefSeq, a predicted model, not a curated record